UCCCGUCGCUGACUGCUCUCUGUGACACCGUCCAGCAUCUCCGACACAUGUCCACCCACAGUAUUGUAUCUCUUGUCCUUGUCCUCGCUACCGUUCACGUCGCUACGCUGUUUACUUCACAACGCAAUAUUCGAGCAUCUCACACUACCCAAGGAUGAGUGACAGAUUGGACCGGACCCCUUCGGUGGGUGUCAAUGGUCAGGCUCUGUUCUCUCUCGUCGAGGCCGCCACAGUCGCCCGUCCUAUCCCCACUCCCCGGGACUCCUCGGUCGACAGUGCUUUAUCUCUCGGCAGCUACAACGGUCCUAGCAGCAUCAACACUGGCACCGUCGGCAGCUAUGGCAGUACCUCGAAGGCACACGCUGCUAUGAAGCACCGCAGGCUCUCCUCUACCGGCCAGACAAGGCGCAGAUUGAGUGAUGCACGGGAGGCAACCAGCCGUCCUUCACCCGUGAUGCUCCAGACUGCUGCGGCAGCUCUCUCUUCUUUGGCGACACUUUCGCUCUCAGGCUCUCCUCCGCCUCCCGGCGUUCCCCAGACAGCCACGUCCUUUACUGCCGCCAGUGGCCAGAUGGCGUCAGGACUGGCGACUAUGAUCCCGAAGCAAGAGGCAGCCGAUGAGAACACCGUCCCGGAUGAAGCUUCGGCAACGCCUCCGACAAAGACGGAGAUUAAUGGUGCCGGUAUUAGCGUCACCAAGAGCGGCAAGAAGAGAGGCACGAUAUUCAAGUGCGAAAGCUGUUCCAAGGUCUACCGUCACCCGUCUUGUCUGAUCAAGCAUCGUUGGGAGCACUCUCCCCACUGGCGUGAGGCCUCGAAGUUUUUGCUGAGCAAGCAUCAGCAGGUCCAGCUUCUUGAGGCGGCGGCGAUCCUGUCCCAUCUAGACCCGUCGGCGACCGGGGGGCGCUCGCUGCCAGAAGACCGAUCUUUGUGGCCCUCGUAUAUGUCAGGAGGUGCACUCCCUCCUCCGGAUAUAGCAAAUGGUCCUCAGCAGGAGGGUUCAAGGCCUACUCCGAAGGCCCGCUCGUCCUCGGCUUCGAUUUCAUUCGAUCAAACGGUCAUUCAUCCUACUUCAAGUUCUGUCCCAGCUACCUCGUUGCUCUCUUCGGGCGCCGGCCUCGCCCCCGGGCACGCAUACGGCAGAGGACCUACGCGCUCUCCCUCCGCAGGCCCACGCAUGCACGAUUACGCUCUACCCACGUCCGGCGGCAUUACGCAUGUUCGCCCGGGCGUCGUCGGCGUGCCGAUGACUGGGGGCGCGCAGUCAGACGUUGCGCACAGUCACUCUACUACCGCGGCGCAGUCACGCUCGGCCCCUAUGCCGGUGCCCGCGGCGAGCCGGGACACGUACCGCGACCCGCAGGACGCCAAUGCGUACAGCUUCGUUAGCACAAGCGGCGCAUCUGCGUCUGAAGCCUGGAGCUCUCCCGUCUCGGUGGGCUUUGCGCAGUCGUCCUUCCGGUCGUCUUCGGUCACCUCGCACUCGGCGUCCUUCUCUGCCUCUGGCCUCGAACGCUCAUUCUCGUCCGAGGGUGCGGGCGCGUGGAGCCUCCCGCGCUCGUCGGUACGCUCGAGCUCCUUGUCGCGCAGCCGGAGCGGGAGCGUCGACGACGCAGACUUCGUCGAUAUUGACGGCGUCGCGGAAGACGGUGGCGAACCCGUCGGCCCGGGCCGGUUUGGGUUCACGUCCCGUGGGUGGAAGAUGAACAUGGCGCACGGCGGGAACGGCAAGAUCGAGGAGGAAGAGUGGGACGGCAUGGAAAUGGAGAUGGAGAUGUGAGGCGUCACACUGCGGCCUGCGCUGGGUGUGGGCGAGCGGGGAGAGUGCGGACGGGUGCGCACCAAGGAAACCUCGAUUUCACGGCAUUCACGGACAUUCACGGUAUAUGUAUAUUUGGGCCAGCGGUGCCUUCUUUUUUUGUUUGUGUACUGCGUUGGAGGGUUGCGGGACGCGAGGCGAGGAGUUGGGGCUGAAGCGUAUAGGCGAUUCUUAGUGCAGACAUCUAGUUACCCACAUCUUCCCAUGUACAUGAUUACCGUUACCGCCCGGCGUCGUUCUGUUGUGCCACUAGUACGUGUAUUUCGCUGUACUUGUUCCCAUCAUAUAUAUAUUCACGGUAUCCCU
Trametes versicolor FP-101664 SS1 is the source of this 2125-nucleotide messenger RNA. RefSeq lists its product as uncharacterized. Bases 155 to 1780 code for a protein of 541 amino acids. The record is from RefSeq and is a predicted model, not a curated record. The transcript is spliced from 5 exons. Lineage: Eukaryota; Fungi; Basidiomycota; Agaricomycetes; Polyporales; Polyporaceae.